UGAAAUGAACCAAAUGGUUGAAUCUUAUUGCUAGUCCGCCCACUUUCUUCGAGUGUGCUGGAGAUGAUGUGUACACAGUACACAUUGCUAGGUGGAUCAGUUCCGAAAUGGUGCAUGAAUACAAUCUCCUUCUCGUAGGUCGGAUAGGAAAUGGUAAAAGCUCCACAGGUAACACGAUUCUCGGUAGACCCGAAUUCAGUCCCAGGGCCGCCUGCAGGGUGAGCAGGGAUGACAUCAUGAAAUACGGCACAGUCCGGGACGAUGAGCGGAACCGGCUGAUCCACGUCGUUGACGGAACGGGGAUAGGGGACGCGGGGAAAGAUGCCCAGCUGGAUAAAGAAUCCCUUAUAGCACGCAUGAAUGAGAACCUGUGGAGCCACGUCACUGAACUCACGGCCGUCGUCCUGGUGCUGAAGUUCGGGGUGACCUUCACCAAACAGGAGAGGGUGCAGGUGCAGGCCAUCAAGGGAUUGCUCGGAGAUGACGUCAUGAGGAGAUGGGGCGUCAUCGUCAUGACGUACGGAGACAACUUUGAAAAAGACAACGCUACGUCCUUUGAAACCUGGUGCCGAGACCGGAGGGGAGAAUUUAAGAGACUUCUGGAGGAGUGCGACCACAGGUGCGUGCUGUUCAACAACCGGAACCGGACACAGGAUCAAGUCGACAGGCUGUUUGUCUUGGUGGACAAAAUUCAAUGUCCGUACAAGAAACGAUAUUUCGACAUCAGAGUAGAGGACGAUGGACUCGGUGGAGAAGAACAUCACAUAUUGAACGACAAAGGCUUGACGAAUAAAGGGGUCACUAAGAAUGGAACACAUCCUGGUCUGAAUGGGAGAAGAUGUAAGUUGAUGUAUUUCAACGCCAUAUUUAUUGAACUUACUCAUGGCGCGUUUUUAAAAUUAGCUUUCAUGCAAUCAGAACCUGUAUGUCAUGUCAUAGGUUUUUAAUUCGUAGAUGACUUGUUAGCCCAAUAGUUCAGAAUUUAGAAUUUAGAUUAUUGGAUACUAAAACUGCCAUUUAUAACCUAGCUGUAUGCCAAUUUCUUAGACCACUAGCUUUCAGCCAGGUCUCACCUAGUGUCCAUUGUCUUAAAUAAGAAGAUUCCAGCUAGGUUUUACCGUUUUUUCUUCUUUACUCAGUGGAUGUCAGCCAGUACUCGCCUAGUUUUGAAAAUUUUUAAACAGUAGUUUUUCAAACAGCCAUUUUAAACAUCAUCGACUGGAAUGGCAAGAGACAGUUAUUUUUAUACAUUUAGUAAAAACACAAUUAAUGACUAUUGCCAUUAAUAUAUCAUUAUACAUACUCUCUAAACUUAUUAACAAUAACAAGGCACCGAAAUUAAGAACAAACUCAUUAAAAGAACAUAUUGCUCUGAAUUUAUCACUCACAAAAGCAUCAUAUCCCCCUGAAUUUAGCACUCACUAAAAGAGCAUAUCAUGUAACACACCCUAAUACAGUAUCUGGUCUAAGACCGAAGCAUCACCAAUAAAUACAGCAACAUUUGAGAAACAUGCCUAUUAAUUUCAGGUCCCACACAAAUCGGUUAUUGGCUCCAAAACCUGUGCUGCAUUAAACCACGCAACAACACUAGAGUGGGAGAUGAGCGGAGUGUACACAUAACAGAAUAUGUUGAGUUGAGUUUGGUCUACAAUCAACAGAAGAGCGGGAGAUGAGAGUGGUGUACACUCAAUAGGAGAGUGGGAAAUGAGUGUGGUUUACAGACAUAAGAGUGGGAGAUGAGAGGGGUUCACAGGCAGAGGAGUGGGAGAUGAGAGUAGUUCACAGGCAGAAGAGUGGGAGAUGAGAGUGGUUCACAGAAAGAAGAGUGGGAGAUGAGUGUGGUUCACACGUAGAAGAGUGGGAGAUGAGUGUGGCUUACAAACAAGACAAGAGCUAUAAUUUACUAGGACAAGCAAGUUAUGAGAUGCAUUAAAGUAGAAAUUCUUUUAUGUUUUCCAUACACAAUAUUCAUACGGAUCAUGCAAUAAUACGAAUCUAAUCUAAUGAAAAUGUCUCUUUUUUUUUUAGCAUUGUUCAAACAGAUUUUACAAAUUUUAACUUUUUUGUUGAAUCUUAUUUAUUCACUAAUAGGUAUUUAAAUUUAAGACUAUUACCAAUUUAUAUAUAUCAAAACCGAAUUAUCCCUACACAUAGAAACCAGCAGUCCAGUGUCGUUAGAGCCCACUUCUGUAAUUGCCACAUUUACUUAUGUUAAAUCUCUCCUGUAAAGCUAUGCAGUUGGUUCACAGGCCAAGAAACACGCUGGUCCCAUUCUGACUGAUGAAAUUUGUACAUUAAACGACGCCCGCCACUCAACCGAAAAAAAAAAAAGAAAAUCCAUUAAAUGAUGCUUCAAAAUAUGUUCUUGCCACCGUUCAGAUCUCUAACAUUAGCGAAAAAAUCUAUAAAAAUAAUAAAAAUAAAUGCAUAAUUUAUAAACUUCAGCGAAUGAACAGGAC
This is a messenger RNA of Lymnaea stagnalis (great pond snail), 2459 nucleotides long. The record is from the annotation of a GenBank genome assembly. NCBI's taxonomy places the organism in Eukaryota, Metazoa, Mollusca, Gastropoda, Lymnaeidae.